CGUUGUGCGUAACUGCGUCAUCAGUGCGCGCCUCAGUCCCAGGGUCAGAAUGGCGGCUCCGGCUGGGCGGGCUCUGCGCCAGGUUCUGCUUCUGCGCACGAUCAGUGGGACCCCGAUCCGAGCGAAAAGCGGAGGUGAGGGACCCCCGCAGCACAGAGCCAGCAAGACCUUGGUUUCUUUUCCAGUUAAAUUCCCUGCUGCCCCCCAGGAGCCGGUGACAGGUGAGGGCAGAAGUGGGGUUCCCUCCAGACUCCCCCCGCCCGCAGUACUCGCUGCCCUACAGGAACUGGGGGCCCCCGGGCCGGUAGAACAUGUGCCUGCAGGGAGUUUAGGGCCACAGGAGGGUCCCAGGGCCGGAGCAGGAGGGCCCCAAGCCAAAGGGCCUGAGGAAGAUGAAGAUUCAUCCAGUUCUAGUUCUGACUCUAGUUCCGACUCUGAAGAUGAAGGGGGCACCGGUGCCAGGGGGGGGGCAAAGGCCCAGCCCAAAGAAUCUCAUCCAGACCUGGACCUGCUGACCCAGGAUGAGUGGGCUCCACCCACAGUACCUCCAGAAACCCAAGCAAGAGGGGGCAUCUCUGGGGGCAAAACUGAGCAACUGAUGGACCCGGCGCCAGUCCUGCCCAGCGAGGGAUUGGCACAGGGCAAAGGGACCGAGACUUCAGCUGAACUUGACCCAUUAGCAGCGGCACCGGGUUCUGAAGGAGCCAAGAUGGAGGAAUUGAUGGACCCGGCGCCAGUCCUGCCCAGCGAGGGAUUGGCACAGGGCAAAGAGACAGAGACUUCAGCUGAACUUGACCCAUUAGCAGCGGCACCGGGUUCUGAAGGAGCCAAGAUGGAGGAAUUGAUGGACCCGGCGCCAGUCCUGCCCAGCGAGGGAUUGGCACAGGGCAAAGAGACCGAGACUUCAGCUGAACUUGACCCAUUAGCAGCGGCACCGGGUUCUGAAGGAGCCAAGAUGGAGGAAUUGAUGGACCCGGCGCCAGUCCUGCCCAGCGAGGGAUUGGCACAGGGCAAAGAGACCGAGACUUCAGCUGAACUUGACCCAUUAGCAGCGGCACCGGGUUCUGAAGGAGCCAAGAUGGAGGAAUUGAUGGACCUGGCGCCAGUCCUGCCCAGCGAGGGAUUGGCACAGGGCAAAGAGAAGCUUGGUGGCCCAGUUGGAGAUGUUCCGGUACCAGAGGCACCAGAAGACACCAAGCCUUCAGGCGACACCUCCCCAGCCAAUGGGAGCCCGGCCCCGCCAGCAGAAGAAGUGGGGGAGACAGAUUCUGGGGGUGCAGAAGAGGCGGCACCGGGAUCAUCUGCUGCUCCUCCUCCUGUCGCUCCGGUCCCUCCUCCUGCCGCUCCGGUUAUGGAAGCGCCGCCGUUUGACAACUCAAAGUACCAGAACCUGCAGCAUUACGGCUACACCCCUUAUACCUUUGUGGAUUCCGACUUGGAGCUGUCCAAGGUGCGCUUACCUCAGCCUUCAUCAGGCAGACCCUCCCCGCGCCACUGAAUGCAAUAAAUCCUGUAUAUACUGA
Molecule: messenger RNA, 1523 nt
Organism: Xenopus tropicalis (tropical clawed frog)
Lineage: Eukaryota; Metazoa; Chordata; Amphibia; Anura; Pipidae
Gene: ndufv3
Product: NADH:ubiquinone oxidoreductase subunit V3
Exons: 4
Coding region: 50-1498 (482 amino acids)
Cellular component (GO): mitochondrion; respiratory chain complex I
Source: RefSeq, a predicted model, not a curated record